ACCGAGACUGCAAAGGAGAGGCCCCGCCAGGUUCUGCCCGCCUGCAAAGUGUUGCUUUGACACAUGCUUAUGAUCGAAGUUCAGUGAGAAAUUAUUAUUUUUCCACGAAACUCCAGACGGAGAGCUGCUACGGAAGCGACCCGGGGAAGGAAAAAUCCGUAGGCAGGCCAAUGGUUUUUCGGCAGAGUGCUGGCAAGUUUGUGGAGCACUUUCUAGGAAUUAGGUCUUUUUCCUCCCCCUCUAUCUUCCUGACUUGUGAAGAAAGAACUUGCUUUGGAUUGCAAUGGAGCAUAAGAAGAGAGGGUUAGACGCACUUGAAUAAUCCCUCCAGCUGGGUUGAAUCGGUGGGAAUUUAGGGAGCCCGCGAGUGGAAGUGUAGCAGGCAGUCUGCGUGGAUCUCCAUGUGCCCCAUUCAAGAUCCAUCUCCACCAACCCUUCUGAUCUUGGGAUCUGCUCUGCUUGACUUCGGUCCCUAUCUAGGAAAGUCUAAACGUUGGACCUACCUCUUUUUUUGAUACUUAUUUUUGUACUUUUGCUCUCUGGGAUUGGUUUCUUAAAGCAAUCUGGAUCCCCCUUUUUAAAAAUAUGUCAAAAUGAGUCUGCUGAUGUUUACACAACUACUGCUCUGUGGAUUUUUAUAUGUUCCAGUAGACGGAUCUCGUCUGCGUCAGGAGGACUUUCCCCCACGGAUUGUGGAGCACCCUUCAGAUGUUAUCGUCUCCAAGGGCGAGCCCACCACUCUGAACUGUAAGGCGGAGGGCCGGCCGACGCCCACCAUCGAGUGGUACAAGGAUGGGGAGCGGGUGGAGACGGACAAAGACGACCCCCGUUCCCACAGGAUGCUUCUGCCCAGCGGAUCCUUAUUCUUCCUGCGCAUUGUGCACGGACGCAGAAGCAAACCCGAUGAAGGAAGCUACGUUUGUGUUGCAAGGAAUUAUCUUGGAGAAGCAGUGAGUCGAAAUGCAUCCCUGGAAGUGGCAUUAUUGCGAGAUGACUUCCGGCAAAACCCCACAGAUGUUGUGGUGGCCGCGGGGGAGCCUGCAAUCCUGGAGUGCCAGCCUCCUCGGGGACAUCCAGAGCCUACCAUCUACUGGAAAAAAGACAAAAUUCGGAUCGAUGAUAAAGAAGAGAGAAUAAGUAUACGUGGUGGCAAGCUGAUGAUCUCCAAUACCAGGAAAAGUGAUGCGGGAAUGUAUACCUGUGUUGGUACCAAUAUGGUGGGCGAAAGAGACAGUGAUCCAGCGGAGCUGACUGUCUUCGAACGACCCACAUUUCUCAGGAGGCCAAUUAACCAGGUGGUGCUGGAGGAAGAAGCUGUGGAGUUUCGAUGUCAGGUCCAGGGAGAUCCUCAACCAACUGUGCGGUGGAAAAAGGAUGAUGCAGACUUGCCAAGGGGAAGGUAUGACAUCAGAGAUGAUUACACGCUGAGAAUUAAGAAGGCCAUGAGCACAGAUGAAGGCACUUACCUAUGCAUUGCGGAGAACCGCGUGGGAAAGGUGGAAUCCUCUGCCACCCUCACCGUCCGAGCUCCUCCACAGUUUGUGGUUAGGCCAAGAGAUCAGAUUGUUGCUCAAGGUCGAACAGUGACAUUUCCCUGUGAAACAAAAGGAAACCCACAGCCAGCUGUUUUUUGGCAGAAAGAAGGAAGCCAGAAUCUGCUUUUCCCGAACCAACCUCAGCAGCCCAACAGUCGAUGUUCAGUGUCGCCAACUGGAGACCUCACCAUUACCAACAUUCAGCGUUCAGAUGCAGGCUACUAUAUCUGUCAGGCCUUAACUGUGGCAGGAAGUAUUUUAGCAAAAGCACAACUGGAAGUUACUGAUGUGUUGACAGACCGACCUCCACCCAUCAUUCUACAAGGCCCAGCCAACCAGACACUAGCAGUAGAUGGGACUGCCUUACUGAAGUGUAAGGCCACUGGUGAUCCUCUUCCUGUAAUCAGCUGGCUCAAGGAAGGAUUUACUUUUCUGGGUAGAGAUCCCAGAGCAACUAUACAAGAGCAAGGGACAUUGCAGAUUAAGAAUUUACGGAAUUCUGAUACUGGCACUUACACCUGUGUGGCAACCAGUUCAAGUGGAGAGACAUCUUGGAGUGCCGUGUUAGAGGUGACUGAAUCUGGAGCAACAAUCAGUAAAAAUUAUGAUCUAAAUGACCUGCCGGGGCCACCUUCCAAACCACAGGUCACUGAUGUUACUAAAAAUAGUGUCACCUUGUCCUGGCAGUCAGGUACCCCCGGAAACCUUCCAGCAAGCGCAUAUAUCAUUGAGGCUUUCAGCCAAUCAGUGAGCAAUAGCUGGCAGACAGUCGCAAACCAUGUGAAGAGCACUCUCUUUACUGUGAGAGGACUGCGGCCCAAUACGAUCUACUUGUUCAUGGUUAGAGCGAUCAACCCCCAAGGUCUCAGUGACCCAAGUCCUAUGUCAGAUCCUGUGCGUACACAAGACAUCAGCCCGCCAGCUCAAGGAGUAGACCAUAGACAAGUACAGAAAGAACUAGGAGAUGUACUUGUCCGUCUUCAUACUCCAGUGGUAUUGACUCCAACUACUGUUCAGGUCACUUGGACAGUUGAUCGCCAGCCCCAGUUCAUCCAAGGGUACCGGGUGAUGUACCGUCAGACCUCAGGCCUGCAAGCUACAUCUUCAUGGCAACAUCUGGAUGCCAAAGUCCCAACGGAGAGAAGUGCCGUCUUGGUCAAUCUGAAAAAGGGUGUGACUUACGAAAUUAAGGUUCGACCAUAUUUUAAUGAGUUCCAAGGAAUGGAUAGUGAAUCUAAAUCAGUCCGCACAACCGAAGAAGCCCCAAGUGCCCCUCCCCAGUCUGUCACAGUGCUGAUCGUCGGGAGCCAGAACAGCACAAGCAUCAGUGUAUCCUGGGAUCCCCCUCCUCCAGACCACCAGAAUGGAAUCAUCCAAGAAUAUAAGAUCUGGUGUCUUGGAAAUGAAACACGCUUCCACAUUAACAAAACUGUGGAUUCAGCCAUUCGGUCAGUUAUAAUUGGUGGAUUAUUCCCAGGUAUUCAAUACCGAGUAGAAGUUGCUGCAAGUACUAGCGCAGGAGUUGGAGUAAAAAGUGAGCCUCAGCCUAUUACAAUUGGGGGACGUAAUGAAGUUGUUAUUACUGAAAACAAUAACAGCAUAACUGAGCAGAUCACUGACGUUGUGAAGCAGCCGGCCUUCAUAGCGGGAAUUGGUGGUGCCUGCUGGGUAAUUUUGAUGGGUUUUAGCAUCUGGUUGUAUUGGCGAAGAAAGAAGAGAAAGGGACUCAGUAAUUAUGCUGUUACGUUUCAAAGAGGCGAUGGAGGAAUAAUGAGCAAUGGAAGCCGUCCAGGUCUUCUAAAUGCUGGUGAUCCCAAUUAUCCAUGGCUUGCUGAUUCAUGGCCAGCCACAAGCUUGCCAGUAAACAACAGUAAUAGUGGCCCAAAUGAAAUUGGAAAUUUUGGGCGUGGAGAUGUGCUGCCACCAGUUCCAAGCCAAGGGGAUAAAACAGCAACGAUGCUCUCAGAUGGAGCCAUUUACAGCAGUAUUGACUUCACGACCAAAACCACUUACAACAGUUCCAGCCAGAUAACCCAGGCCACACCAUAUGCCACAACACAGAUCUUGCAUUCCAACAGCAUACAUGAACUGGCAGUUGAUCUUCCUGAUCCACAAUGGAAAACCUCCAUUCAGCAAAAAACAGAUCUCAUGGGAUUUGGUUAUUCUCUGCCUGAUCAGAACAAAGGUAACAAUGCCUUACUUUACAUCCCUGACUACCGAUUGGCUGAGGGAUUGUCUAAUAGAAUGCCACACAACCAGUCACAGGAUUUCAGCACCACCAGCUCUCACAACAGCUCAGAAAGGAGUGGCAGUCUUUCAGGUGGCAAGGGUGGAAAAAAGAAGAAAAAUAAAAACUCUUCCAAACCGCAGAAAAACAAUGGAUCUGCCUGGGCCAAUGUUCCUCUACCUCCUCCCCCAGUUCAGCCCCUUCCUGGCACAGAACUGGAACACUAUGCAGUGGAACAGCAAGAAAAUGGCUAUGACAGCGAUAGCUGGUGUCCACCAUUACCAGUACAAACAUACCUACAUCAGGGUAUGGAAGAUGAACUGGAAGAAGACGAUGAUCGAGUCCCAACCCCUCCGGUCCGAGGUGUGGCCUCCUCUCCUGCUAUUUCCUUUGGCCAGCAGUCCACGGCAACACUCACUCCAUCCCCACGUGAGGAAAUGCAGCCCAUGCUGCAGGCCCACCUGGACGAGCUGACAAGAGCCUAUCAAUUUGACAUAGCAAAGCAAGCAUGGCACAUUCAAAGCAAUAAUCAACCUCCGCAGCCCCCUGUUCCACCAUUAGGUUAUGUGUCUGGAGCCUUGAUGUCUGACUUGGAAACAGAUGUUCCAGAUGAUGAUGCUGAUGAUGAAGAGGAAGCUUUAGAAAUCCCCAGGCCCCUGAGAGCACUAGACCAGACACCGGGAUCCAGUAUGGACAAUCUAGACAGCUCUGUGACAGGAAAGGCCUUUACCUCCUCUCAAAGACCUCGACCCACCAGCCCAUUUUCUACAGACAGUAAUACGAGUGCAGCUGUGAGUCAAAGUCAGAGGCCUAGGCCCACUAAAAAACACAAGGGAGGAAGAAUGGACCAACAACCAGCAUUGCCUCAUCGAAGGGAGGGAAUGACAGAUGAUCUUCCACCACCACCAGACCCCCCACCAGGUCAGGGUUUAAGGCAGCCAAUAGGCCCGAGCCAGCAUGCUGGUAACGUGGAAAACUCAACAGAGGGAAAAGGAAGCUCACUAGAGAGACAACAUGCAUCCAACUUAGAAGACACAAAGAGCUCAUUGGAGUUUCCAGCUAGAGCCUCCUUAGACUGGCAACGGCAAACCCAGGAGUGGAUAAGCUCUACAGAACGCCAAGAAGAUACACGGAAAGCCCCACACAAACCAGGUGUUGGCGCAGAGGAGGCCCUGGUGCCCUACAGCAAGCCCAGCUUCCCAUCUCCAGGCGGCCACAGUUCAUCAGGAACAGCUUCUUCGAAAGGAUCCACUGGACCUAGGAAAACCGAGGUGAUGAGGGGAGGCCACCAGCGUAAUGCCAGCGACCUUCUUGACAUAGGAUAUAUGGGUUCAAAUAGUCAAGGACAGUUUACAGGUGAAUUGUAGUAACUGAGAGGAGACAGAUGAAGCUGCUCUGAAGGACCAUCAGGUCUGAACUCAUGGAAGUGACGACACUAAACAGUGCAAUGAACAAUUUCUUUAUUUAUGUACUAUUAAAAGAACUGUAAAUGCAAUGUAAAGACACACAGCCACACAUAUCCCACAGAUAUUUUACUUGUGUUCUUCUCUUAAGUACACCACCCACCUUAACUCUUUCUUGUCAGGAGUAUAUAAAAAAAGAAAACAAGAUUUGCCCUCCAGGAAAAAAAGAAUUUCCCUCUGUAUAUAAAUUUUGUUUUGUGCAUUGCUAUGCAAGGUCACUCUUUUUAGCUCAGUUCAUAUUAUUGUCUGUUCUUACUGGUCUGUUGUACUAUAUGUGAAUUAAUAGGCUGUGGUGCCAUAUAUUAACUUUUAAUUGUGUAACUUUUGUGUUUAAAUUUUGCACUGCAAUUUUAUUUGGUGAUAAGCACAAAUCUCUACUCCUCAUGACAUGAAGAAAAAGAUUGAAUGUGAAGAGAGUUUCUGUACUGUAAGCUGCGUUGGAUAAUGCUGGUUGUAAUCAUGUUAGAUGGUUUUCAUUUGGGAUGUAGAAUAGGACGAUGCAAAGGAACUAUGGUAUUGGCAAAGUCUUCUUGGAACUUUAGGGACUGAUUCAAUACAACAAAGCUGAAAGGUGGCUGUUACUAUUGACAGAAACAGGGGUCAAGAGAAGGAAGUUGAAGUCUUUAGACUGAAUAUGCAUUAAAGUACACCAGUAGCAAAAAUGUACUAAACUUGCUAAAUAAGAUAGUUUCUUAGCAUCAAUUUUACCGUUAUUGUAAUUGACCCAUAUGAGAAUUUCAACAAGCAAAAGAAAAUCAAGCUAUAUCACGAGUUGAUGCAUAAACAGUCUUUUAAAGCAAAUUCCGAAAUACCAUAAUUAAUCUCUCCAGCUCAUUAAGUCAGAAUUUGAACUUCCCCAAGGAAACAAAAUGAAAUGAACGCUAGAAUGUCUAGUUGAACUAUUAAGACAUACCUGAGCUGCUUCCAAAUGUAAACUCAGUUGCAGUAUCUUGUUUCACCUUUCUAACACAUGUCCAGCACACUCCGGAGGAUAGAGCUGCAUCACUAAAAUCCAUGACUUUCCUAAAGAAAAAAAAAUAGUGUGAUCUAGGUACAAUUUUGUGUUUCCUUUGCUUAGGAAAUCAAGUUGAUGCAACCAAACCUUUGGCUAAAUUGUGUUUGCAAAGCAGUGCUCAGAGUAUGCUCAGUUCUCAGUAAGUAGAUGUAUUUGGAAUAUUUUAUGGUACCUUCUCAGAAAUCAGCUAUCAGCUAAAAUACGUCUAACCCAUUUUUGAAUGAAUAAAUUGCAAAACAAAAUUGAAAGGAGAAAAAUGCAUGUUUAUACACUUUUUAAAUAAAACCAAACCUUGUAAGUGGACAUUAA
Messenger RNA from Ochotona princeps (American pika), 6549 nucleotides. RefSeq names its product roundabout guidance receptor 2 (gene ROBO2). Gene Ontology annotation, molecular function: protein binding. The coding region runs from base 594 to 5129 and encodes 1511 amino acids. The record is from RefSeq and is a predicted model, not a curated record. The transcript has 28 exons. NCBI's taxonomy places the organism in Eukaryota, Metazoa, Chordata, Mammalia, Lagomorpha, Ochotonidae.